Messenger RNA from Galeopterus variegatus (Sunda flying lemur), 2095 nucleotides. It is a transcript of the gene SPARC, whose product is annotated as secreted protein, acidic, cysteine-rich (osteonectin). Bases 28 to 939 code for a protein of 303 amino acids. Gene Ontology annotation, biological process: anatomical structure development. NCBI's taxonomy places the organism in Eukaryota, Metazoa, Chordata, Mammalia, Dermoptera, Cynocephalidae. The record is from RefSeq and is a predicted model, not a curated record. The transcript is spliced from 9 exons. Gene Ontology annotation, molecular function: extracellular matrix binding; protein binding; collagen binding.
UCUCCUUCCUGCAGGGUUCCCAGCACCAUGAGGGCCUGGAUCUUCUUUCUCCUCUGCCUAGCUGGGAGGGCCUUGGCAGCCCCUCAGCAGGAAGCCCUGCCUGAUGAGACAGAGGUGGUGGAGGAAACCGUGGCAGAGGUGACCGAGGAACCUGUGGGAGCCAACCCCGUCCAGGUGGAAGUAGGAGAAUUUGAUGAAGGAGCUGAGGAAGCUGAAGAGGAGGUGGUGGCUGAAAACCCCUGUCAGAACCACCACUGCAAACAUGGCAAGGUGUGCGAGCUGGAUGAGAACAACACCCCCAUGUGUGUGUGCCAGGACCCCACCAGCUGUCCUGCCCCCAUUGGCGAGUUUGAGAAGGUGUGCAGCAAUGACAACAAGACCUUUGACUCUUCCUGCCACUUCUUUGCCACAAAAUGCACCCUGGAGGGCACCAAGAAGGGCCACAAACUCCACCUGGACUACAUCGGGCCUUGCAAAUACAUCCCCCCCUGCCUGGACUCUGAGCUGACCGAAUUCCCCCUGCGCAUGCGGGACUGGCUCAAGAAUGUCCUGGUCACCCUGUAUGAAAGGGACGAAGACAACAACCUUCUGACCGAGAAGCAGAAGCUGCGAGUGAAGAAGAUCCAUGAGAAUGAGAAACGCCUGGAAGCCGGAGACCACCCCGUGGAGCUGCUGGCCCGGGACUUCGAGAAGAACUACAACAUGUACAUCUUCCCUGUGCACUGGCAGUUCGGCCAGCUGGAUCAGCACCCCAUUGACGGGUACCUGUCCCACACUGAGCUGGCCCCACUGCGUGCUCCCCUCAUCCCCAUGGAGCACUGCACCACCCGCUUUUUCGAGACUUGUGACCUGGACAACGACAAGUACAUCGCCCUGGACGAGUGGGCCGGCUGCUUCGGCAUCAAGGAGCAGGAUAUCGACAAGGAUCUUGUGAUCUAAAUCCGUGCCUCCUGCCACAGUACCGGAUUCUCUCUCUUUGACCCACCCCUUCUUGUUUUCCCCCAAUGUUUAAAAUGUUUGGAUGGUUUGUUGUUCUGCCUGGGGACAAGGUGCUAACAUAGAUUUAAAUGAAUACAUUAACGGUGCUAAAAAUGGAAAUUGUAACCCAAGUCAUGACAUUCUUAGUUGUAACUUCGCUAUCAAGGCCUUUUUUGCUCACGCAUUAAUGGACCCAUUUUUCUCUUGCCGUUUGCAGCAUGCCUGUUGUCUUACUGGCACACAGGUGGAAACUCAUCUGCUUGGCUCUGCCUUAAACACACACUGCACCUUCAAAUUUUCUCUCUAUCUUUCUGUUUGAAACUAAUACUCACCAAGUUGGACUUUGUAUUAAUUUUAUUUCAAGGUAUCAGCUGCCUGAGAGUCUUCUCCUGGUGGCCUGGAGUUGGGCAAAGGGAAGUAACAGACAUAUGAUGUUGGCAAGGACAUUUUGGGGACUAGGGGACCAGUGGUGGGAGAAAGCCCUGCAGAACCCACCUGCUGGAACUGCAGACAGCACGUCUUGUUUGCCUGGUGCUAUAACUGAGAGAAAGAUUCUGGGGCCGUGUUAAGAAAAUACAUAAACUCUCACCUAAGCCCAGUUCCCCACCAUUUCCUCCCUCACCUGUCAGGGCAGUUUCUUUUCAUAUUCGCUGUUUGUUUAAACUUUUGGGGUGCUGUGGCCCAUCAGUGCAUGGGGGUGGAUCAGCACAUCCCAUGGGCUGCUUCCCUCCUAGCUGUCUUUUGGAGAGUCAGGCCUCUUCUCAGGGCUCCAGGGACUGGGAGGUUGUUUCAGCCAGGGAAGCCAAAAUCAAGAGUGAGACGUAGGAAGCUGUAUAAUAGAAAAAGUGGGGUUGGUGAAUCGGUUGUUUUGUUUUCACAUUUAGAUGGCUGUCAUAUGGUUUCUAGCAUGUUCCUGCUUUUCUUUCCCCUCUUUUUUCUUCUAUUAAUCAAGAGAAACUUCAAAGUCAAUGGGAUGGUCGGAUCUCACAGGCUGAGAACUUGUUCACCUCCAAGCAUUUCAUGAAAAAGCUGCUUCUUAUUAAUCGUACAAACUCUCGCCGUGAUGUGAAGAGUUUGACAAAUCUUUCAAAAUAAAAAGUAAUGUCUUAGAAACUGC